Molecule: messenger RNA, 862 nt
Organism: Temnothorax curvispinosus
Lineage: Eukaryota; Metazoa; Arthropoda; Insecta; Hymenoptera; Formicidae
Product: putative nuclease HARBI1
Exons: 7
Coding region: 69-620 (183 amino acids)
Source: RefSeq, a predicted model, not a curated record
AGUAAAGACAGACAUACUUAUAAAUGCUGAACAUGAAGUAAUCCUGCAGAGAAUUGUUCACUUUAAUAAUGGCUGCAGUAUGGCUUUCAAAAGAUGCUACAUUUGCAUUGUGUGAAAAUUUACGACCACAUGUGCCAGAAGCUAGGAGAGAGACUGCUAUUCCACUAGAAUUAAAGGUUUUAGCAACAUUACACUUUUUAAGUUCAGGCUCAUAUCAAAGAAAAGCUGGGCAAGACUUUUUCAGUUGUAUGUCUCAAUCCUCUAUGAGUGGGACAAUUAAUUUGAUUGUAAAUGCAAUCAACAUAAUAAUGCCACAAUGGAUAAAAUUUCCAGUACAGCCUGAUCAUAUUCGUGUCAUUCAGGAACAGUACUGGAUUAAUACCAAUUUCCCAGGCGUUAUAGGAGCUGUAGAUGGGACACAUGUGGCAAUUUGGCCCCCUGACAAAAAUAGAGAACAUCUCUACAUAAAUAGAAAAUUGUAUCACUCAUUGAAUGUUAUAAUUGUCAGCGAUUAUUAUGGAAACAUAUUGGCAAUACUAGCAAGUCAUGGUGAUCGAACUCACGAUGCUAGAGUAUGGAGUUCAUCACAAUUAUCGAGAUAUAUGUUAAAAAAAUAUUAAAAAGGAAGAAGAAAUGUGAUUCUGGUUAUCCGUUAUUGCCAUAUCUGAUGACACCAAAACGGAAUCAAGAACCAGGAUCUCCAGGUGCAUCAUACACGGAUGCUUAUGUAAAAGCACGUUGUUCAGUUGAAAGGACCAUCAUAGUAUUAAAAGGUCGAUAGAGGUGCUUACGAAAAGAGAGAGCUUUACAUUACGUGCCAGAAUUCGCAGGUAGUUACUCUUAUAUCUUAUAUUAUACGUAU